AGAAUCCAUUUUUACCGAGAUUCGCGAUGCGGAAGCUGAAAGAGCGUAGCGAGAAAGCUAAUUCUCAAAGAAGAAAUUACCAGGGUCAAAGACGAUUGAAUCCACCACGACGGGUUCUGUGCUCCUACAGACACUAUUAAAAACAAUGAAGUCGUAUAUUUUAUUCCUAUUACUGGGAGUUGUGAGUGUACUUGGAAACCCGAUUGAUAAACAAAAAAACUUAUGCAAUGAGAAACUACUAUCAACCGAAACAAACGAGCCAAUAACAGAAGUGAAUUUAGAAGAUGAGAUUCUCACCGCGUACGACAAUUAUCCGCAACCAAACAAAGUAGAACUUAAAGAAGAUUUACCCAAACCUGAUUCAAGCGGAGACGGAGAAGGUGUUAAAUUCGGCGGAGGCGAAGUCGAUAUAGUGAUUGAGGAAACUGUGGCUCCAUUAAAAGCAAUGUCCGAUGCCCAGAAUGAAAUUCAAAUUGACGCAGACGAUUAUCUGCCUACGGGUAAUAAAGGAAUUGAUCAAAUUGUUGCCGAUAGAAUAAAAGACGAAAUUAUGCAAACUGCUGCAGGAUUUGCUCCAAUUCCUUUUUUUAGAAAGAAAAACAAGCGACCGUCAACACGGUUUCCCAGUCGACGACAUUCUCAAAGGUAUCCGUACGCGAUAUACAGAAGUUAUCCCUUCUAUUACCCCUACUACAGGGUUUAUCGUCCUAGCUCUCUAAGGUAUUAUUAGUGCUCCCCUAAAAUGAACGCUAUUUAAUCUAUUUAUUGUAAUUUAAUUUUUAUAAUGUAAAUUAUUGUUUUAUAUUGUAAUUCGAAUGGUGUGAAUAGUAAACAUACACGUGAAUA
Messenger RNA from Helicoverpa zea (corn earworm), 846 nucleotides. RefSeq lists its product as uncharacterized. The record is from RefSeq and is a predicted model, not a curated record. Bases 146 to 730 code for a protein of 194 amino acids. NCBI's taxonomy places the organism in Eukaryota, Metazoa, Arthropoda, Insecta, Lepidoptera, Noctuidae. The transcript has 2 exons.